Messenger RNA from Pogoniulus pusillus (Red-fronted tinkerbird), 2413 nucleotides. It is a transcript of the gene WBP2NL, whose product is annotated as WBP2 N-terminal like. Gene Ontology annotation, molecular function: transcription coactivator activity; chromatin DNA binding. NCBI's taxonomy places the organism in Eukaryota, Metazoa, Chordata, Aves, Piciformes, Lybiidae. Gene Ontology annotation, cellular component: nucleus. The record is from RefSeq and is a predicted model, not a curated record. Gene Ontology annotation, biological process: positive regulation of DNA-templated transcription. The transcript has 8 exons. Bases 60 to 929 code for a protein of 289 amino acids.
GUGGUGACGCCACAGGCCCGGUGGUGACGCCAGAGGCUCGGUGGCGGCGGUGGCGCAGGAUGGCGCUGAACAGGAGUCACUCCGGCGAGGGCUGUGUCGUCGUUCCCCAUGGCGAGAGUGUUCUCAAACAAUGUAAGGAUGUGGAGCUCUCCUUCAGUGACAUGACAGGCAAGCCUGAAGCUUUCAAAGGCACCAAGAAAGGGAUGCUGUACCUCACCCCUUACAGAAUGAUCUUUGUGUCAAAGGGCAAGGACCCGAUGCUGUCUUUCAUGAUGCCCUUUUAUUUGGUGAAAGGAUGCUCAAUCGAGCAGCCUGUUUUCUCUGCCAAUUACAUCAAAGGGCAAAUUCAGGCUGAGGCAGGAGGUGGCUGGGAAGGGCAAGGGACAUUUAAACUGACUUUCAACAGUGGAGGAGCCAUUGAAUUUGGACAGCUGAUGUUCAAAGCUGCCUCUAAUGCUUCCAGUGGUGUUCCUCUCCAGAACCCUGGCUAUGGCUAUACACCUGUGCCCGGAGGGUAUGCACCCACCCCGCCUGCUUCUGGGGGCUACUCGCCUGCAAUGGGGGGCUAUGCUGCUCCUCCACCACCAAACGGACCAUAUCCUUACACACCACCUCCAGUGAAUGCCUAUGGACCUGCUCCACAGCCCAUGGGAUAUCCAUAUGCCCAGACUCCAGGUAUUUACCCACCACUUCCAAACAUGAACCCUGUGUAUGUGCCACCUCCUCCCCCCUACUCUGGGCCAUCUCCUGCAGGACCCUCAGCCCCAUCAACUCUCCCCGGAUGGGCAAAUUCUGGGAUGCCAGGGGGCAGUAAGGCCAUGGAAGCUGCGUCCAGCGCGUAUUACAACCCUGCCAACCCACACAAUGUGUACAUGCCCAUGGAUCAGCCACCUCCUUAUACGCCUCCUGAGGAUAAGAAGAAUAACUAACAGAUGGAAAUUGCAAACGGCCUCCUCUACUCUCUCUCCCUGGAGCAACUUGGCUGUUGCUACAUGUCGGCUUAGCGUAUCUCUAGGUCUCUGUAUAGAUAACAUAUAUGUAGUGCUGGGCAGCUGAGCACCUGCCCUUCUUAAGCAUUAAGUCAGUGGCACAACAAGGCAGAACAACAGCACUUUCCUGCUUAUUUAUCUCCUGGGGCCACAGCACUAACCUUUUGCUCUGCCAUUGGCUUGAGGAGAGAGAUGGACAACUUCUUAAAUCACCAGUAGACCACAUCACUGAUUUAGAACUAAAAUAUGAAGGCUCUGGGAUCUUGGAGAAAAUCUACUUGCAAUGUCAAACUUUUUACUUCCCCUGAAGCACCAUUCAAGGGGAAAGGUAUAGAGAGCCAUGAGGUUCCUUGCAUACAUCCUUGGGUGCCCCAGAAAGAUGUUAAAUUUCCUUAAAUUCUGGUACAUCUCAGUGUGAGAUGGGACUUUGGGAAUCCUAUAUUGUGCUGGAGGCAUGUUUCAUGUUCUGCACUGAUAGUCAUGGUGUGACAAAUUUGGAAAGUGCACCCUAGGAGACACUGAAGCACUUUGCUGUGCAGGACAGAAGGGGCUGAGCCCCAGUCAGUCUGCCUUUGUAGACAUUAGAAAAGCAAGCAAAGGUGUGCCACAGGGCAGUGAGCAAAUCUGGCAGGCACGCAAAUCAGUCUUCCUUUUCCCUGUCCUAGAAGCAGGCCCCAUACCUGUGCAGUGAUCCUGUGUCAAGCAGCCAUUCUUCAAGCACAAUGGAGCCAAGUGCUGCACGGGAGGCUGCUUUCCUGGGAGCAAAAUGUAUAACGUUAGGAAGGUGACCUGGCACUAGCCUUGUCAGGAGAUGUGUCCCACAGCCCUGCCGCCCUCUGCUGAGCAGCCUUGUGCCACAUGCUAGCUCACAGAGGAAAAGCAGCCUUCAUCUCUUCCCUGGGCUGCUGCAGCCAGCAUCUGCACACCCACAUGCCAGUGGCAUGGGAGGGCAGGCACUGCCAUACCGGAGCUGGGCUGCUUGGUGCAGUGCCCUCUCAGCUAGAAACCACUGUCUGGUGUGGGUGUUACUCAGUUAGCUCUCUUGCAGAGUGGCUGCUCAGCCACAACUUCCUUAGGACAUAGUGCCAUCAAACCUGCUCUGAAGAGGGUCUUUCCAGUCUGGUGGAGACCCUUGUGGUUAUUUGCAUAUGGGGUGUUUGUUACAGCCUUCCUACCUUCACAGUGAAGGGGAAGGAGUGUUUUCCUUCUUCCCUGUGUGCCAGGGCUUUCUUCUAAGUCAGGCUUGCAUGGCUCGCAAGUGUGAAUUCCUAAGGCAGCCCUCCACGGGGGAAGUAAAUUUCCUUAUCUAUAAACACUUUCUGAGUUAGAGAUAUUCUAAUAACUCUGUAUUUAAAAAAAAUAUUGAGGAUGAAUGUUUGUAACCUUUUGAAUUGCACUUUAAUACAGGAGUAUUGAUACCUUUA